Puccinia triticina is the source of this 543-nucleotide messenger RNA. RefSeq lists its product as uncharacterized. The transcript has 6 exons. The record is from RefSeq and is a predicted model, not a curated record. NCBI's taxonomy places the organism in Eukaryota, Fungi, Basidiomycota, Pucciniomycetes, Pucciniales, Pucciniaceae. The coding region runs from base 1 to 543 and encodes 180 amino acids.
AUGUUAUUUCCCCUUAUUCUCAUCCUGGUUUUCCACUCGGCAUCGAUUGUCAAGUGCCAGGGAACUAAUCUGUGUUAUCUUACGGGUGGAACGGUUCCCCUGACCAAGGAGGUGGUGCCCCCCACAGAUGUCAAAUGUCCUGGGGGAAAAACGGUAUUGGGGAAAGUUCCAGACCUCCUGGUUGACAACACGCGAUUUUCCCAGAUCGAUUUUACCCAAAGUAAAUCCAAACCGGGAAGAUUUGCAUUGGAUAAAUUCACAUUCUCUGGUGAAGCAGAUCGGCCUGCAUUGCUAACGGCAGGCAAAUUAUACACCGCUGCUAAUGCAGCUUUGAGAGUCAGGGGCGACAAAAAUACCAUAAAUAAACUGAAAGUGGUUGACUUCUUUAUCGCAAGUCAAAUUGAGGCAGCCAAAGGCGAAGCCGGAAAUGCUAACCAAGCAAGACUACUGGACAAGGUCCUCAAAAACUGCAUAGGCAAGAGUUGUAGUAGCAAGGACCGGGAUGACCUCACUGUCAUGCGCAAAAAGUUAGACAAAUCAUGA